This is a messenger RNA of Anarrhichthys ocellatus (wolf-eel), 3575 nucleotides long. RefSeq names its product kinesin family member 3B (gene kif3b). Gene Ontology annotation, cellular component: microtubule. The record is from RefSeq and is a predicted model, not a curated record. NCBI's taxonomy places the organism in Eukaryota, Metazoa, Chordata, Actinopteri, Perciformes, Anarhichadidae. The coding region runs from base 274 to 2553 and encodes 759 amino acids. Gene Ontology annotation, molecular function: microtubule motor activity; ATP binding; microtubule binding. The transcript is spliced from 9 exons. Gene Ontology annotation, biological process: mitotic cell cycle; microtubule-based movement.
CGCUCACUCAGAAGCGCACCUUUUAUACGUGUUAAUGUAUUUUCACCCGUACAUUUUGGGAAGAGGGAUACGGGGCUUGAAUCUGGCAACUCAGUAACCGGAACCGUUGUGGGGAUGAGCAGCGGCUAACGGCUGACUGGGAGUUUUGGAUUAGCUAAUGUUCGCCACCGUUUCUGAUGUGGGCCCUUGUGUUGGUGGACUGUUCCUAAAGCUGCACUUGGAGGACAGAGCAUACAAGUGCCGAGCCGCGUGGGCUGGCAGCUGCUCUGCAACAUGUCCAAGAGCAAGAGCUCCGAGACGGUCAAGGUGGUGGUCCGAUGUCGCCCAAUGAAUGAAAAAGAGCGGGACGCCAAGUUUGGAAGGGUGGUAGCCGUCGAUGUCAAAUUGGGCCAAAUUCUGGUCAGGAACCCCAAGGAGGCCUCGUCCAGUGACCACCCCAAAGUCUUCACCUUUGAUUCGGUCUACGACUGGAACUCCAAACAAAUAGAUUUGUACGAUGAAACCUUCAGGCCCCUGGUGGAUUCAGUUCUACUUGGGUUCAACGGGACCAUUUUUGCCUAUGGGCAGACCGGUACAGGGAAAACGUACACUAUGGAGGGGGUGAGAAAUGAUAUAGAGAGGAGGGGGGUGAUCCCUAACUCCUUUGAGCACAUCUUCACUCACAUUUCCCGCUCCCAGAAUCAGCAGUACCUGGUGAGAGCUUCGUAUCUAGAAAUUUACCAAGAGGAGAUCAAAGACUUGCUCUCCAAAGACCAGACGCGUCGUCUGGAGCUCAGGGAGAGGCCGGACACCGGUGUGUACGUUAAGGACCUUUCAUCAUUUGUCACCAAGAGCGUGCGGGAGAUCGAACAUGUCAUGAACGUGGGCAACCAGAAUCGCUCGGUGGGCGCCACGAACAUGAAUGAGCACAGCUCACGGUCUCACGCCAUCUUUGUCAUCACCGUGGAGUGCAGCGAGCUGGAUGUCGACGGGGAGAACCACAUCAGAGUUGGCAAACUGAACCUGGUCGAUUUAGCCGGCAGUGAACGGCAGACCAAGACUGGUGCUCAGGGGGAGAGGCUUAAAGAAGCCACAAAGAUCAAUCUGUCCCUUUCGGCCCUGGGGAACGUCAUAUCGGCUCUGGUGGACGGCAGGAGCAGCCACAUCCCCUACCGAGAUUCCAAACUCACCCGCUUGCUGCAGGACUCUCUGGGGGGCAACGCCCGCACGGUCAUGGUCGCCAACAUCGGCCCGGCGUCCUACAACGUGGAGGAGACCUUGACAACGCUGCGCUAUUCCAACAGGGCGAAAAACAUCAAGAACAAACCCCGCAUCAACGAGGACCCCAAGGACGCCCUGCUCAGGGAGUUUCAGGAGGAGAUCGCCAGGCUGAAGGAGCAGCUGGAAAAGCGCUCGGGAAAGAAGAAAAAGAGGAGGCAGAGGAAGAGGGCCGGGGAAGGGAGUGAUGGUGAGGAUCUGGAGGACGGAGAGACGGAGGACGACGACGAAGAGGGGGACGACAAAGGGGACUGGCGGGAGCAGCAGGAGAAGCUGGAGAGGGAGAGAAAGGCCAUCAUGGAGGAUCACAGUCUGGUGGCUGAGGAGAAAGUUCUGCUGCUGAAAGAGAAAGAGAAGAAAAUGGAAGAUCUGAAGAAGGAGAGGGAGGCCGGAGAGAUGCUCGCAGCCAAAGUGAAGGCGAUGGAGAGUAAGCUCCUUGUAGGGGGGAAGAACAUUGUGGAUCACACCAACGAGCAACAGAAAAUGCUGGAGAUGAGGAGGCAGGAAAUCGCUGAACAGAAACGGCGAGAGCGGGAGAUGCAGCAGCAGAUGGACAGUCGUGAUGAAGAGACUCUGGAGCUGAAGGAGACCUACAGCUCUCUGCAGCAGGAGGUUGACAUCAAAACCAAGAAGCUGAAAAAGCUGUUCGCCAAGCUACAGGCCGUGAAGGCAGAAAUCCACGACAUCCAGGAGGCUCACAUCAACGAGCGCCAGGAGCUGGAGCAGACUCAGAACGAGCUCACCAGGGACCUCAAACUCAAGCAUUUGAUCAUCGAGAACUUCAUCCCCUUAGAGGAGAAGAACAAAAUAGUCAACCGGGCUUACUUUGAUGAGGAGGACGAAUACUGGAAAACGAGGCCCAUUACACGUAUAGAGGAUGACCAUCAGAUGAUGAGCCGGCCUUUGUCUGCGGUCGGCUACAGGAGGCCUCUCAGUCACCAUGCUCACACGGCCAUGAUGAUGAGGCCUGACAUGAGAUACAAAGCUGAAAACAUCAUGGUGCUGGACAUGGACCUGCCCGCUCGGACCACUAAAGAGUAUCAGGAGCCGGUUAUCGCCCCUAAGGUGGCGGCGGCUCUGGAGAGCGCUCUUAGGGACGAGGAUGAGAUCCAGGUGGAUGCCUCUGGCCUUCACAGCAGCUUGGGAGCAACUCUGCCCACCGGCGCCAGCCUCAAGAAACCAAAGUCCGGUCGACCAAGAACAGGCAAGAAGUCGAGCACCCGGACCUCUCCAUUCAGCCCCUCAAGUCCAGGAUCGCCGCUUUACCCACAAUGCCGGGGCCUCGUGCCCAAGUGACGGCUUCUACAGCUGCUACCACCAACCCAACCUCUCUUUUGCACCUUUCCACUUUGGGACUCAACAUUAAAAGAGAAGUCUCGUUUAGUCUGAGUCGUUUGUGACGAUGACAGAAUAUUGGAUUCUGCAAACAGAGAACACUUUAAGACUAAUGCUGCUUUGUAGAUUUUAACUGUAACCGCGCCACUAUUGACUGUUGAGGGUGAGACAGCAGCCACGCAUGCAGCCUCCCAUCACUCUACACUGCUGUUACCUCACCCUACGUGUGUGUGUGCUGCUGUUUAAAGGUUUGGAGUCAUCUAUUACGCUGAUGUUUUUAACAGAAACAAAUGGAGAAUAAUUCAGAACAAACGUAUUAUUCACAUUUAAAAUGGAUUUGGCCUCAAAAGAAGAAGAGUUCAAUGAUUACGGUUUACGUCUAGUCUGUGUCCCCACAGUGUUACAUUCCAUUUUUCCCACCAAAUAGAGUUGUUUUCCAGUUGUUUUUGUUUUCCAGUCCAGAAAAGCAGAAGAGGACCUUUAACUAUUGCUGGUAGCUGUGUUUCUCUGCAGUCUGCUCAGUGGUCAGGUUGAAGCGCUUUAAACCGAGUCAGUCCACAGUAAGUUCAGCUGAUCUUCUGUGAUCCAUGACCUUCCAUUUCUACUGGGACGUUUUAACAAAUAGCUUUACUUGAGCAGCUCGCCUGGUACCAUUCCAGCUUGUUAUUUAGGCGUUAUUGUGCACUCCACACUGAAACAGAACUUGUUCCUUUUUUAAAUCGGCACAAAUCUUUACACCAAACCUCCCGUUUCUUUCAACAGUGACUUGUGCUGUCUUCUAUUCAACUGUUGCUCAGAGGGAACUUCUUUGCAAACCGUUCAUACAAAAUAUCCAUUUAUAAAGAGAACUUCUUACAACCUAAAAGCAUGAGAGAAUGCAGAAAUAUAGAGUAGUCCUCUCAGCAUGAAGCUUUUGUGGCAGGCGAUCCCCAAACUUCUGAACAGCGGUGUGUAUGUGUAUAUAUAUAUGUGUGUGUGUGUGU